Mesitornis unicolor (brown roatelo) is the source of this 709-nucleotide messenger RNA. It is a transcript of the gene CD38, whose product is annotated as CD38 molecule. NCBI's taxonomy places the organism in Eukaryota, Metazoa, Chordata, Aves, Mesitornithiformes, Mesitornithidae. Gene Ontology annotation, cellular component: plasma membrane. The transcript has 7 exons. Bases 91 to 684 code for a protein of 197 amino acids. Gene Ontology annotation, molecular function: NAD+ nucleosidase activity; phosphorus-oxygen lyase activity. Gene Ontology annotation, biological process: positive regulation of B cell proliferation. The record is from RefSeq and is a predicted model, not a curated record.
AAGGAUUGCCUAAAAAUAUGGGAAUCGUUAAAGCAUGCAUUCAUUUACAAGAAUCCCUGUAAUAUUACAUCAGAAGAUUACCAGCCUUUAAUGGAGCUAGGGAGUCAUCCCAUACCCUGUAACCAGUCAUUGCUUUGGAGCAAGACAAAUGACCUUGUUCAUCGUUAUACAAAAUCCAAUCAAAAUUUCCUUACCUUGGAGGACACCUUGUUGGGUUAUAUGGCUGAUAGGGUUUCAUGGUGUGGAGACCCCUCUGCCCCAGGAAUCAACUAUGAAUCUUGUCCAAAACGAAGUGAAUGUGAGAGCAACCCUAGCUCUGUAUUCUGGAAAAUGGCAUCCAAGAUGUUUGCAGAAGCAGCAUGUGGUGUGGUUCAAGUGAUGCUCAAUGGAUCGGUAGAAGCUGGAGCUUUCAGAAGCAGCAGCAUUUUCGGAAGUAUUGAGAUCUUUAACCUAAAUCCAGAGAAGGUCUCUGAAGUACACAUUUGGCUUAUGCAUGACAUCGGUGGACUUCAAAGUGAAUCCUGCUCAGGUCAUUCCAUAAAGAAGUUGAAAAGCAUCUUAGAAGAGCGAAACUUUACAAUCACUUGUGAAGAUAAUUACAGGCCAGUUCAGCUCCUUCAGUGUGUGCACAACCCUGACCACACAGACUGCAGGCUCUGCACCAACACCACCACAGCUCCAUGAAAUGGAGUGCUCCGCACUACUGAAG